AAUCUUCUUAACCCCAGGAUUCAAUAUUCUUUUUCUGAAAGAAGAAAGUAGAAAAUGGCAGCAAACGAUUUAGCUUUGGAUUUGGAGGAACUUAAGCAUCUUCAGAACAUAGCGAAACGCCCUCGUGUUGUUUCUCUCAUUUCCUCUGAGAUUCGUAACUUGGAGAAGCUGUCAAAAGACAGUGCUUCAGCGGCAUCUUUGCAAACAGCAGCUCCAGUUUCAACUGCCGCGAAGGUGACCCCUAGCCAAUUACUGAACUAUGUCUCUGUUGCAUCAUUCAGUUGGGAUCAGGACAAUGACAAAGUGAAGAUUUAUCUCUCUUUGGAAGGAGUUGAUCAGGAGAAAAUGGUAACUGAGUUCAAGCCUAUGUCAUUUGAUGCUAAGUUCCAGGAUGUACACGGGAAGAACUACCGCUUCUCAUUACCAAAAUUGAACAAGGAGAUUGUACCUGAGAAAUGUAAGGUGCUCGUGAAACCCACAAGGGUUGUUAUCACGUUGGCCAAAGCCUCCAAAGGGAACUGGUUGGAUCUGCAUUACAAAGAGGAUAAGUUUAAGCCAAAUUUGGACAAGGAGAAAGACCCCAUGGCUGGAAUUAUGGAUUUGAUGAAGAACAUGUAUGAGGACGGUGAUGAAGAGAUGAAACGGACGAUUGCAAAAGCUUGGACUGAUGCAAGAUCUGGCAAGGCAGCUGAUCCAUUGAAGAGAUUCAGUUGAAGGCUGAAAUGGGUCCUUAGAUCCAAAACCCAUGUCAAUUCUUUAGGUUUAGUAUCAGCUCUGUAGCUUUUACAGAUUUUGGGGGCUUUUUCUUGGUGCUGAGCAGAGAUAGGCACUAGUCUGUUACCAUUUGUGUAGCUUGUAAUACUGGAACAUUAGGGAUUUCUAUGUUGAAUGUUGACAGCAUGUUGUUGGAUGGAUCUGCUGUGAUCUUAACUAGAAGACAAUUGGAAUGGGUAUAAAUGCAGCUGGUGUUAAGUAAUUGGCCAAAUGGGAGUAUCUUGUCAUAAUAAGCUUCACGGUUGCAUGAAAUGCAAAAAAUUAAAUGAUGUUGCAA
Nicotiana tabacum (common tobacco) is the source of this 1051-nucleotide messenger RNA. RefSeq lists its product as uncharacterized. Gene Ontology annotation, molecular function: S100 protein binding; ubiquitin protein ligase binding; tubulin binding. Lineage: Eukaryota; Viridiplantae; Streptophyta; Magnoliopsida; Solanales; Solanaceae. The record is from RefSeq and is a predicted model, not a curated record.